UCGUACGGACAGGCUGGUAAAGCACAGGUGUCCUUCAAAGAAAUAGUCACCUUUCCCUUAGGGUUGAAAGUACGCUCUUUUCCUUCUGGGCGUUCGUUCUUUCGCCAUGGCAAUCUUGGAUCUAUGGUCGCCGGUGCUGCUCUACUCGGUGGUGCUCUUCGCCGCGAUUUAUGGGAUCUCCUACCAGACGCUCUUCCGCAAAUGGAGGGGGAUCAAGCGCUACGAGGCGGCGAGCUGCGCGGUGUCGAUCAUCCACGGCACCACCAUCACGGCGCUGGCGGGAUACAACGCCUGGCAAUCGCCCUGGGAUCUGGCAGCCCCCAAUUCCGCGACCCAGAACAAGAUCCUCGAGUAUAGCACCGCGUACUUCCUCGUCGACCUCGCCCACUACCUCCUCGUCGCCCCGGGCGACUACCUCUUCAUCCUCCACCACAUUGCCACCUCCAGCUACAUGAUCUCUUGCAGGUACUUCGUCGGCCAUGGAGCUCUGUCCGCCAUGGCGAUGGUGGCCGUGGGCGAGGCCACCAGCCCCUUCCAAAAUAUCUGGACGAUCUGCCGUAUGGGUCGCGAUAUCUCCCCGGCCAUGAAGACGGUCUACGAGAGGCUCUCGCCGUUCUUCACUGUCAUCUUCACGGUGUUUCGCGUCGGGCUGGGACCUGUGCUGGUGUUCCGGAUCAGCAAGUUCUACUUGUCCGGGGCUGCCGAUGGAGUGAUUCCCAGGCUCCUGGUGCGGUGCUGGAUGGCGAAGUCGGCGCUGGCGCUCGUCGGGAGCUUGGUCUGGGUGUACAAGCUGUGGGCCGGAUUGAUCAAGUUCUAUGCGUCCAAGAAACCCGGGACGAAGAUCCGGAGAGCGGCGAAGUCUUUCGAGGUGGAGCGGAAGAAGCAGCUUCUCAACGACGAGGCCGUCAAGGAGAAUUGAUGGAGAGAUCUAGACGACGAUCUGACUUUGUGUACCAUUUUUUCUUGUGAUGUACUUUCCCUGUUAAUCAAUUUGUAAGUCUGGAGUCUGGAA
Messenger RNA from Selaginella moellendorffii, 1012 nucleotides. Its product is annotated as TLC domain-containing protein At5g14285-like. The record is from RefSeq and is a predicted model, not a curated record. The transcript has a single exon. The coding region runs from base 107 to 919 and encodes 270 amino acids. NCBI's taxonomy places the organism in Eukaryota, Viridiplantae, Streptophyta, Lycopodiopsida, Selaginellales, Selaginellaceae. Gene Ontology annotation, cellular component: membrane.